GCGAUUUCCACCUCAGCAACUUGUGCGCAUUCUGGAGCUCUUUGGGCAGCCGAUCAUGCAUGGGGUAGAUGCAUCUGAGAGGCGGCGGCACCGAAGGAGGAGGGUACGUGAGAGGCAGAGAGAAAGGGGAAGGGAAAGGGACGCGCAACGCAGGGCCUGAGCAAGCAAUAGCUGGUGAGGGCCCCGAUGGGGCCAGGCCCUCAGAUGAAAACACCCAGGUAUCAGAUCGUGCUGAAGCCAGUGCCCGAGCGGAGUGAUGUGAUUCGCCUGCUGCUAUGGCUAGCAGUGCAGCACAUUGGCAAGCAUCCGCAAAUGGGAGGCUCGGUGAAAAUCAUGGAACGGAGGAUGCUCCUAUGAGCAGGGGUGGUGGGGCCUCUGGUUCUGGAGGGAAUGGAACGUCUGCAGCAUCUGAAAAUUCCAGGAGGAGGAGUGAUCUGGAGCUGGACGAUGAUGGUGAGGGAAUUGAAGUGGAAGACAAGGAGUGGGAUACUGCUGACGAGGAUGAUGAUUAUGAAGGUGUGGGUGGUGAGGCUGGUGAGGACGAGGAUGGGGAUGAGGAUGACAACGAUGAGGAGGAGGAGGAGGAGGAGGAGGAGGACGAGGAGGAGGACGAUGAAAAUGAACUGGAAGAUGAUGACGAAGAGGAGGACAAGGAAGAGGAGGAUGAAGAGGAUGAAGAAGACGAAGAAGAGGAGGAGGACGAGGAUGAUGAUGAGGAGGAGGAGGAGGUUGAUUUGGAUUAUGCCCAGGAGUUGGAGAAUGAAAACAGAGAUGAGCAUGAGAGACGGGAACAGGGUGCAAGGGUGCUGCAAAUCGACAAUAAUGGGAUGGAAAGGGAAGUCACGGUGAGGGAAGUUGGCAUUGAAAUCAGACAGGAGCAGAGUGCUGAAGCUGCGGGAGAAAAUCCAAGUGCAGCAGGGGAUGCAGAGGAGGGGCAGAGACAGCAAGGGGCCAAUGGAUUGCUGUUGCCACGCACUCAGGAGAGUAGUCCAUUGCGCACUGCCCUGGAUCGUAGCCCUGAUGCCAGUGGAAGCCGAAGACGAGAGGAAGGGUCGGAAACACCUCUGGGUCUUAGACAUGGCAUGGGUGGAGAUGAUGGUAGUCUGGAAGGUCCAUCUGUCUUUGAAGACGGUAGUCUGCAGCAGGAGGCAGUAGGAAGUGAAGGAACCAGAAGAAUGAGAAGGGUGCAGGAUGUCAGAGACAAGAGAGUCUCUGAGAUGUUGUCAGCAGCUCUUCAUUUUGACGGAAUAUCGUCAGAUGGUUCGAUACAGGGAAGGGCACUUGCCUUGGUUUCUGCAGGAGGGAGAAGUGGGGAUGGAGACGUUGAGGGUACUGCAAAUGACCUGAUGUCAAGGCUGAGGGGAGGUAACGGAGCUAGCGGAACUGGGGGUAAUAGUACGGCCGGAGCUGCUACUGCUUUGCAAAGUACUGAUCCUGCCUCGCAGUCAUUGGAGGAAGAUGGGAAUGUGGAUGAUCGGGGGAGAGGUGGUGGAGCUGGUGCAUCCUCUAAUGGGGGGGGGGGGUUCUUCAAACUGGACAACAGUUAGGAACACUCUGCUGAACGUUGCGGUCGGUGUUGCAUUUUAUUUCAUUGGCUUGCACGUUGUUGGAUUUCGAGAUCAAAGAAGGGUACGUGAAGGCUUCACUACGGAAAUGGGAGAUUUCAUGCAAAACAGGCGGCGAUCAUGGUGGCAGAUCUUCUGAGUAGCAGAACCUGUCGGCAUGCUGCAUGGUUCGUAUCCCUGUGUGCUUAGCGGACCCACCCUUUGGAACGCUCUUAGUUCUCCCCACACCUCAUCACGAACAAAGGAAAUUGUCGAUCUCAUAUGUUAAAUGCAGAGGCGAGCAGCAGUUUGUCUGGUCGGGCCUUUUCACGAGGAACUGUGCAGAACCGCUCGCAGCACCAGAUGAGUGCGUCGUUUGUGGCAAGCCCCAGAUCCGAGGAUGCUCGAAAUGAAUUUGCUGGGAGCAUAUAUGGUGCGGAUGGAAAAGCUUGCCGAUGGUGAAGGCUUGACUGCAUGUAAAUGUCACUCAUGCUGUUAUCUUUCCAGUGCAUGCUUGGAAGAAGCAUGAAUCCUGGGGAGUGCCGCGCUGCUCCGCUAUCGGCCCGGUCCGUUGCGCACCCGCAGUGCUUCGUUGGCUUCGAUUUUUGCCGGUGUGUUCUCGGGCGAUUUCACGUGGGCAUAUGGGUGAUGGUUGUUGGGGAAUGCUUCUACUUAGUGCUUGGUGUAUAUCCUGAGUGGCCAUCGACGCGCAAGCUUCCACGUGGACGCUCUUCCAGCUUUGCCAAUUAGGGAAAGUUGUCUUCGGCUCUGCGCUUCGUCCAAGUGGUGUCGCAGUUUGGCACGCUGGCGAAGGGGAGACUAUUGUCGGAAGAAGGAUGAUCUCGAUGAGAUCUUGGCCACAGUGGGAAGAGGAAGAUCAUUCCUCCGCUCCUGCGCAGUGUUGAGGAGGUUUGUUGGGAAUCGCGGGCGGAAAGGGAGGAGCGCGUUCUCACGUGGAGUGGUAGGAGGAGGAUCGUUCAAGUGCGAGCAUCCGGAAGGGACUGUGACGAUGUUUUCUGCUCCGACUAGUUGAUGGGCUCACUGUUCAGGGGAAGGUAGUUGCGCCGAAAAGACUGUGGCGAUCGUGGUGCUGUUCUUGUUUCUUCGUAUGGUCGCAUCUGCACCGCCCUUGUCCGAUAAUACUGGUUAGAGUAAAAUAGCUAUUGCAGUUAAACCUUCUAUGACAAUUUGGUAAUUGUCGUAUGGGCUCACUGUUCAGGGUAAUUACGAUCAGGGUUAAACCUUUGUAUGGUCGUAUCUGCACCGCCCUUGUCCCCGAUAAUACUGGUCAGAGUAAAAUAGCUAUUGCAGUUCCCAAGGUAAGUUCAAUUUCUUCAAUUAUAAUCUUGGUUUGUCUUGGUCUUACUUCAACAUCAUUCAGUCUGAAUCGUUAGCACAAUUCACUAUAGUUACGUAUCUUUGAUUCUCGACUAUAUCUUCUAAAAAUCCCGAGUGCUUCUGAAUUCUACUAUCAUAGCCUAAAUUCUGAAGAAUUUUUCCGAUAAUUAGUUUUCACUUUUUAAAUCUGUAUCGAGUGUAUGUGGUGGGAGCUGCCAAUUUUUGGUUGGCGUAAGGGGCAGGGGAAUGGUUGCAACAAAGCUCUACUGACGCC
Chara braunii is the source of this 3156-nucleotide messenger RNA. NCBI's taxonomy places the organism in Eukaryota, Viridiplantae, Streptophyta, Charophyceae, Charales, Characeae. The record is from the annotation of a GenBank genome assembly.